Messenger RNA from Carassius auratus (goldfish), 1644 nucleotides. RefSeq lists its product as uncharacterized. Lineage: Eukaryota; Metazoa; Chordata; Actinopteri; Cypriniformes; Cyprinidae. The transcript has 6 exons. Bases 1 to 1644 code for a protein of 547 amino acids. The record is from RefSeq and is a predicted model, not a curated record.
AUGGCCGACUCUACGCCUGUGUCUCCAGACAAGAUGGCAGACUCUACGCCUGUGUCUCCAGACAAGAUGGCCGCCAGCCCAGCACCACUGCACAAGAUGGCCAACAACCCAGAGCCACUGGUCAAGUCGGGUCCCCGUGGACUUUCCAGGGUCAAGUCAGGUCUCUGUGGACUUUCCAGGGGUCAAGUCAGGUCCCCAUGGACUUUCCAAGGGUCAAGUCAGGUCCCCGUGGACUUUCCAGGGGUCAAGUCAGGUCCCCGUGGAUUUUCCAGGGUCAAGUUGGUCCCUGUGGACUUUCCAGGGUCAAGUCAGAUCCCAGUGGACUUUCCAGGGGUCAAGUCAGGUCCCCGUGGACUUUCCAGGGGUCAAGUCCGGUCUCUGUGGACUUUCCAGGGGUCAAGUCAGGUCCCCUUGGAUUUUCCAGGGUCAAGUCCGUCCCUGUGGAAUUUCCAGGGUCAAUCACUGCUGACUGUCCAGAGUCAGGUCAAGUCACCAUUAACACCCAUGAGUCAAGUAAAACCACAGUUAAACUUAAUGAGUUCAAGUCAAAUCACCAUUGAUCUCUGUGAACAAGGUCAAGUCACAGUUGAUCUUUAUGAUCCCAGUCAAAUCACUACCAUUCUUCCAGAACUUCAUCACAUCUCAGUAGAUCUUCCAGAGCUUUGUCAUACCACAACAGAUCAUCCAGAGUCUUGUCACAUCUCAGCUGAACUGCCAGAGCCUCAUCACAUCCUGUCUGUUGUACCCAGCAAUGUUCUCUCAGCCUGUUGUAUUGCUGUAAAGGAGACUGUUACUGCCGCAGAACCUUCGGAGGCGUCAGUAGUAUCAUUCCAUGAACUUUCGUUGUGUCUUGUCACAGCUAUGGAGGCCGCCUAUGAACUCACCGCCUGCCGUCAUGGCCAUGGAGACCAUCUACCAUCUCAUCAUGGUCACGGAGGACGCCUGUUCACCUGUUCAUGUUCUCUGUUUCAGUCCUACCUGAUGAAACUUUCUAUCCUGUGCCAUCGACUCCACUGUGGUGGUCCUCUGAUCCGCCCUGUUGGGCUUCUGUCCCGUCUGCUUGGCUGUGGUGGUCCUCUGCUCCGCCCUGUUGGGCUUCUGUCCCGUCUGCUUGGCUGUAGUGGUCCUCUGCACCGCCCUGGUGGGCUUCUGUCCCAUCUCCUUGGCUGUGGUGGGCGUCUGCUCCACCCUGGUGGGCUUCUGUCCCGUCUGCUCAACUGUGGUGGUCAUCUGCUCCGCCUUGGUGGGCUCCAGUUCCACCUGCUCCACCCUGGUUUCCUGAUCUGCUGGCUUCGCCCUGGCCCCCUGAACUGUCUGAUCCACCCUGGCUACCUGCUAAGCCAUCACUCCCUGUCCCUGUUCCCCUCCAUGAACCUAGCCCCCCCAUCCCUCCCCCUGAUCCUCCACCAUUCCACCCCCCCUCCCCUUCCUGAGGAGCAUCUGGAAGCUGCUCCUUGGGUGGUGGGGGUAGUGUCACAGAGUCUGGUUUUUGUAUCCCUGGGUGUCCACCAGAGGACUGCUUAUCUGGAUUUUGACCUUUGCCUGGCUGGAUUUAUGAUUUUGGAUUAUACCAAUAAACACUGCGAUUUAAUCACCUGUUUGUGUGACACUGAUGCACUUGGUGAUAUUUGGAUUCUCAGAUAA